AAUAAGUGAUAAAGAAGAUGAUCUUGAAGAUUCAUUUUUUGAUUCUAAUUGCGAAACCAGUGAUAAUAUAUCAAUUGGUUCUAGUAACGGGGCUGUUUCAACAGUUCAAAAAAAUCAACCUCGUGCAACAAAAAAAAGCAAAUUAGUGCACAGGCGAAAAUAUGCAAAAUUCAGUUGGGUAUGGAAAUACUUCGAAGUAAGCAAGGAUGGAAUACAUGAUGUUUGUAAAGUUGAAAUUCUUAAUUUAAGUGGUGAAAAAGUUAAAUGUGAACAUAAAUUUCUACAUAACGGCAGCACUGGGAAUAUGAGUAGUCAUCUUCAAGACAAACAUAAUCUAUAUGAAAAUAAAAAUCAA
Messenger RNA from Dentiscutata heterogama, 355 nucleotides. The record is from the annotation of a GenBank genome assembly. Lineage: Eukaryota; Fungi; Glomeromycota; Glomeromycetes; Diversisporales; Gigasporaceae.